GCAACAGCAAGAUCAAUCCUACGAGAUUUUUCAUUCAAACAUCCCAUAAAUACUAUUUGCGUGCCGUAAACAAUGUGAAAACAUUCAACAAACGUCCAAAAAUUGAAAUCACACGAGAAGACGAGCGAAAUCUGUCAACAAGUAUUUGUGGCAGCAUUGAUGAAUACCAUACAAAAUUAAAAAGCCGGGAUAAAUUGGAGGAAAAAGGUCGGGACAUCAUGUGUAGUGUAUGUGUGAUUGCACGAUCAAACAUAUUGUGGUUGAAGAACUUUGUUGAAAAGAUAAAAAACGGAGAACCUUUCAAUAGAAGCGAGAAUGUUAUAAAACGUCUGAAAAUGGAAGCCGAAUUGAUAUUUCUACUAUUUCCGGCUGGAUAUUUACAAAUGGGCAAAUGGCUUUGGAGUUAUUUUUUGAAAAUCAUUGCCAUCAGACAGUACGAUGACAAUAAACUCUAUAUCCACGAAAACCCUUUCGAAGACGACCAACUGCAAACCGGUUUCUCAGAUUUCAUUGGAAAUUGUAUAGCUAAAAAAUACCUACCUCCGACUGUAAUGGAACCUGAUUUUGUAAGGAAAAACCAGAGUAAAUACGAUAAGAUGUUUACCGAUCUAAGUAGUUCCAGAUGGUUUAAAAACUUGAUUGCUUCGCAUCCACUCGACCGUAAUUAUAAUGGACUAAUAGACAUUUUAUACCUGAAACCGUUUUGGGAAGACGGAAGACAAUUGUUGUUCAGAGGAGGGACCAUCACCCAGGGGUUCAAUGUCGAUUGGAGUAGGGUGAGACAACGACAUCGGGUCGAGGUGGUUAUUACCAGAGAAUUCGUGGAAAAUCGCACUUGGAUUUCCAAUCCGUACGGUCGGCUCGAUCACCAACACUUGUUGGUCAAAAUUAUCGACGCUACGUUUUAUUGCUACAUUUCGGUUAUACUAUAUGUAUAUGAAAAACAAUUACCUAUACUCAACGAACCGACGCUAGAAGAAAUCAUAGAACUGAUUUUCGACGUUUUCAAUGAAGCAUUCAAUGUAUCGAUCAAAGAAGAAUUUCUAGUGGUAAUUUCAUCAGAACUCGACUUUUCGCAAAUGAGGGAUACCGACGUCAUAAAAGGCAUAUUAGCAAGUGUUAGGGCAAAGGCCAAUGGGAUCUUAAACGAUUUAAACAGUACAAACACAAACGAAAUCGAUUGGCUCAGUUUCAACGUUAACGAAGGUCAACUUUCUAACGACAGCAUGAUAAAGACAAUCAUUUCAGAUUUCAAAUUCUAUUUAAACGAAUUAAAAAGCUACUGUUUCCCGUUCAAAUAUGAAACGCUUUUGCAUUUUAUGGAUAUGGUUAAAAUGUCGGCUGCUCAAUAUAUUUAAAUUUUAAAUCAAUAACAUAAUGUUUAUUAAUUAAGUUAUGUAUAAUAAAAGUGAGUAAAAAAAAAAAUGAAUUUUUCAAUAUUCAAACUAUCUAAACACUAGUAAGGGCAAAACUAAUAUUUCAUUAAUUCUUUUUAGUUAAGAAAAAUAUUAUUUGUUUACAGACACAAAAA
This is a messenger RNA of Adelges cooleyi (spruce gall adelgid), 1531 nucleotides long. RefSeq lists its product as uncharacterized. The record is from RefSeq and is a predicted model, not a curated record. Lineage: Eukaryota; Metazoa; Arthropoda; Insecta; Hemiptera; Adelgidae. Bases 219 to 1358 code for a protein of 379 amino acids. The transcript is spliced from 2 exons.